AUGUCUCAGCUCGAAGUGCUACCAACGGAACUUGUCCUGAAUAUUCUAUCCUAUCUUCCGUUGCAAUCAUUGUUCUCUUUGCAAUUGACUUCACAUUUCUGGCUCAGCUUUAUUCAAGCAAACGAAUCGACUGUCUAUCGCCAAGCUGCUCUAGUGCACAACUACUCAGCUUCUGCUGAUGCAUCUCUCCCUGACGCGAAAGCUACGCACUUGGGUGAUUUCGUUGUUGACGUUCAUACCUGGAAGCUCUACUGUCAGAGAUGUCUUCAAACGGACAGAGAUUGGGCUGGUGAAGGCUCAGCGACAGUGACCACUUAUUGUCGCGCAUCGUGCGACAUACAUCGACUGAAGGUUGAUGAGACUGAGGGCUUCCUCAUCACCACCCAUCAAAAUGGCGGGCUUCAGGUGACAGACCUCAGAACUCGCGAAGUUCUCUGGGCAUUGUCGUCGACAUACGUCCGCCCCUAUGCUCACUGUGAAUAUGAUAAUGGCUUCAUCAUAUUUGAUCGGUUCGGAGCUUUCAAAGAGGUGUGGAGAUUAGUCUCUUCGUUCGACCCGACGGACGCACCGACUAGGUCACUGCCUGAUGAAGACCAACUUAAUACUUCUGCGGAGGCAGACACUCUUUAUUAUUCACGGACCAAACGGGGACAUUUCAAACCUUGGGCCCUAUUGGAAACUCCUGAGCAGGGCAGGGCAUUCCGGUUUGCCUACCCGACACUUGCGGUGGUUUCUUAUGACGCCAUCUACCUUUGGGAUAUUACGUCCGCGACCCUCGUGGAAUCAAUCGGUGAUAUUCAAAGCCUGCAUGGAGGAUCAUCUGCGUUGGGCGAUAUCAACUAUGUCGACGUGAGCCCUCGAUAUGUCUUUUCAUCGUCAACCAAUUAUGCAGAGACUCAAGCUGUCCUUGACCCACCCGAUCCGAGACUCCUCGAAUCAGGUUCACUCCCCACAGUAUUACCCAUCGCAGUCCAUGUCAGUGCGCGGCAUUCCACGUCGCAGCAUGAUUUUACUGCUGGCAAGUUUUGGUUGCAUGUCUCUUCUUCUGGACGUGACAUCGCAGUACUUUGUAGUGAUAACAGGCUCAUCCUAAUACGCGACUUCGAGCGUGUGACAAAAGGCCCUGUCUCUAUUGCAGAAGUUGCUCUCGAGCUCCAUCUCAGGCCUUCAGAGGCGCGAGAAGACAUAGGUCUACAUGGUAGUUCCUAUUACUCGAUAUAUUUUGCCUAUUGGGAAGGCCGCAUCGGCAUUGUAACGACUUCCGGCGUAUACAUUUUAACGCUGGACGCCACGCUACACCUCCUUCCUUCCAGUGAGGCCCUGCCUGAUGUUGCUCGAACAAGUCUGGGCAUUAUACAGGAGCAUUCGUCCCUCGGUUCAAAUAUUUCCUUCCGUCACCUCUCAGCAUCCUAUAUCCCUUACUUUGGCAACGGUGGGCUGUUGAGUCAAGUGUCUUGUCUACAGAUGACGGAGACGAAGCUUUAUUUCACGUGGAAUUCAGAAGACAUACCCCCGGAAGGCAGUGAUCACGGCAAACGCAUGCAACCCUCAGAAAACGUUGAAGCACUCUGGGACACCGCAGCCAUCGAGGAUGAAGCAGGUCCUUCAGAUUUGUCUGCCCAGACGGCUGCAUGGAUGGAAACGAAUCAGCACGACACAGCGAUGGAUGAUGAAUUCAUGUCUGGUGGCCGCGGCCUGAAUUCUUUUAUGGUGGAUGGAGAGUGGUAUAAUGAGGAUGAAGACGAUUAUGAAGACGGAGAUGACUACGGCGAGUACGACUACGACGACUACGACGAACACCAUACAGAUGAUUGGGAUGAGAUUCAUGCAAGCAGUGGGCCAGUUGUAUGCUGUGUGGAUUUCAGUCCAUUGCACGAUUAA
This is a messenger RNA of Sparassis crispa, 1881 nucleotides long. RefSeq lists its product as hypothetical. Lineage: Eukaryota; Fungi; Basidiomycota; Agaricomycetes; Polyporales; Sparassidaceae. The coding region runs from base 1 to 1881 and encodes 626 amino acids. The transcript has 7 exons. Gene Ontology annotation, molecular function: protein binding. The record is from RefSeq and is a predicted model, not a curated record.